AGCUAAUCGUUUAGGCUGAUAGCCAUACAGGAUAUAAUUCACUGCAGUACUCGCAUACCGAAUGCAUCGAAGUACCGCUCACUCCAAUCAUAUCGAGGCCGUCUCUAAUGACAAGUACUUGCCCCUUGUCGCAUAGUCUCUUCCCACUCGGUAAUCUUUUAUUAGUUCUUUGAUUUUUUUUCAUCCCCUCUGUGAGACUCGGGCUAGUAGAACAACUUCGUUGAAAAACAAUCUCGAUGCGCACGUCACCGAACAAGUCACUAUCAUUGGCCCGCCCUCAAGUUGCCGAUAUGUAAUCAUCACCCCCAUGUCCUUUCCUCUUCACAUCCCAUUGUGCUUCAGUUGCUUUGUUGAAUUUUUAGCGCCCCUUCUGCGCUUUCUCUCCCACAUGCCCUCAGGCGUUUUACACUACGGAUACUCUGCGUGUCUGCUAACAUUAGUGCAGCUUCGGCCUUGUUCAACACCGCCAGUAUUUCCUACCCGCUUUGCACGAAAGAACGAAGUCCACUUGUUCGUGCACGAAUCCGCGACAUAUUGCGAGCCCCCUUUUUACCACCACCUACCCGCUUCUUUCGCACGUAUUUCUCAAUUUAUCAGCGCUUCGCGAUGUAGUGCCCGCGCAUCUAGCGAUGUUAGUAGAUCACAUGCCUACUCUUGCAUCCACAUCCGUUCACAGCGCAUCAUGAGGGCCAUUCUAGCCUAUCUAUAUUUGAGGGAACGGGUUCUUUCAAGGUGGAGCCUAGCUAGUUUACCACCGAUCAGAACGCCUACCGAGAUGUUCAUAAAGCUCAAGAGCGAACUCCCGUUAAGCGCCUGUUCUCACUAUGAAGAACAACAACGAUAUAUGCGGCGUUUGAGAACAGGCAGAGGAAUGAUCGAGAUUAUUCUUCAGAGGCUACACGAAGUUCGCUCCUCAAACCAGUGCCGCGCCCGAAUUGCACAAGACCCGUACUCAUUGACAGGUUCCAGAACAAAGCUCGACAAAUUCACCCUCUGGGAGUUUCUGCUAGCAUCGGCAAAGUGUGGGCUUUGUCUACAACAGGUUUUGUUCCUUAGGAUAAUUAACUUCUACCGCCCGGAACUCAGCCUGUGGGCCUGGAGGGUUUUUACUCCGCGUGAUCAGUGUCCAGCUGGCCGAUUCUGCUGGGCACGGAUCACCUUUAUGGUUCAUUCGCUCUCACCUGUUCGCCUAGCGGUGCUGGCGCACCGUGCCCAUGAUGAUUCCGGCUAUUGCUCCUGACAAUGACAGUGACAGCCUGACAUCUACCAUCGAAUGAGAGCUAUUCUGGGGAUUCAUCAGGAAUAGGCUCGCAGAAUGCCGUGAAUCUUGAGGAGCAUAGCUCCGUUGCGCAGCAGAACGGCUCAAGGUACUGGCG
Suillus clintonianus is the source of this 1376-nucleotide messenger RNA. RefSeq lists its product as uncharacterized. Bases 308 to 1240 code for a protein of 310 amino acids. The transcript is spliced from 3 exons. The record is from RefSeq and is a predicted model, not a curated record. Lineage: Eukaryota; Fungi; Basidiomycota; Agaricomycetes; Boletales; Suillaceae.